ACCGCGUGAACCGGGCAGGGAAGGAUGCACUGUCUGCAGCUUACCUGGCUUUAUUAUUAAACCACCCGGUUCACGUGGUCAGCCCAGCCCAGCACAGUAUUCUGCCACAUCAACAAGGUAUUUUCAACCUGGUGAUUUUGUCUCUCUGUCCCUCUCAGCCGAGACGGGAGAGCUGCUGCUGCUGCUGCUGUGAGGGAGAGGGGUGCGCGCAGUUGGAAAAGCUUUUUUUAUUCCCAUAGCUCCUCCUCUGUCGUCGGAGAGCGGAGGCCGGUCAUAUUGCGUUCAAUGAGAACACGAGGGCACCGGAGAGGAUUUCCUAAUUCCAAGCUGCUGCGGUGCCGUGCGGCUGUUUUCUCGCCUCUGUCAAAGCAGGGCUAAUAUGAAGACACCGUUUGGCAAACCAGACCCUGGAAAGCACCUACUAUCUUUUCAACUCAUUUGAAACUGAAGACAGCACCAUGCGUUGUCGCUGGUAAAACCCUCUCCCUCCCCUCCCCCUCUUCCUACCUAGCCAUUGAGUGAAGACCCCACGAGCUGCACAGAGAUGGUUUCACAUCAACCCUGCAUGGAUACACUAGAGCGAAGACCCCUGCUGGGUGUUGCUUGUACGCAGCAGCGCAGCCGGUGUCUGCGGAAAAAGCUGAGGCCUGUGCGGAUCUUAGGGUUUGUCUUCAGCCUAGUGGCAGUAAGUGUCGUCUCCCUCAGUGCCUUGACCUGGAGCUCAGGGCAUGUCAGCGAGCUGCUGCUCCCCCAGGAGAGUCUCCACCAGUUGGCCCCCCACCGGACUCUGCUUUCCACCUAUCAGCAAAAGGACCCCAAUGUUUCAUCCAACACGUCAGUAGCAUUUAAAUCUACAGUAGACGGCAAUGAGAGCCAGGGGUCGUACCCCCCAGACUUUUUCACCCAGGACCAGAGGCGCCAAGGAGCAGUGGUCCUCCACAUGUUUGGCAUGAUCUACAUGUUCAUUGCCUUAGCCAUAGUGUGUGAUGAGUUCUUCGUCCCAGCCCUCACAGUCAUCACAGAGAAGCUGGCCAUUUCUGAUGACGUAGCAGGUGCCACCUUCAUGGCGGCAGGCGGCUCGGCUCCGGAGCUCUUCACCUCCAUCAUUGGCGUCUUCAUCUCGCACAGCAACGUGGGCAUCGGGACCAUUGUGGGCUCGGCUGUCUUCAAUAUUCUCUUUGUCAUUGGGAUGUGUGCCAUCUUCUCCAAGGAGAUCCUCAACCUUACAUGGUGGCCGCUCUUCCGUGACGUCUCCUUCUACAUCCUGGAUCUGACAAUGCUAAUCAUCUUCUUCCUGGAUAACAUCAUCUCCAUGUGGGAAAGUAUCUUGCUGCUCUCAGCCUACGGCGCCUACGUGAUCUUCAUGAAGUUCAACAGCAAAGUCGAGACCUUCGUCAAAGAUUGCAUGAACAAGAACCAAGUGGUAGAAGUAGAGGUGCAGCCCAAGGAUGAGAAGACGAAUGCUGGGGCACCAGAGGAUGAUGGCAAGCUGUCGUCGAGACCUCGUCUGCAGAGGGGGGGCAGCUCGGCCUCCCUGCACAACAGCUUGAUGAGGAACAGCAUUUUCCAGCUGAUGAUUCACACACUGGACCCUUUAAGUGAAGAAUUUGCUGACUCUGAGCUUGGGACUUAUGGGAAACUAAAAUAUUAUCACUCAAUGACUGAGGAAGGUAAAUUUCGUGAGAAGGCGUCUAUCCUCCACAAGAUUGCUAAGAAGAAAUGCCAAGUGGAAGACAGUGAGAAAGCCAAUGGAGUAGCAAGCUGUUCAGAUAUGAACCUUCCAAACAGCUCCAACGUGGAAGUGGAAGUGACACCGCCCAUGAAUGGAACAGCAGGGCAGGAGGGGGAGACGGCUGAGGAUGAGGAGGAAGAGGACCAGCCCCUGAGUUUGUCGUGGCCCGAAUCCAACCGCAAGCGCUUCACCUACCUCUUCAUCAUGCCGAUCGUCCUCCCCCUGUGGCUAACGCUGCCUGAUGUCAGGAAACCGUCAUCAAAGAAGUUCUUCCCCAUCACCUUCCUGGGUGCCAUCUGCUGGAUUGCAGGCUUCUCUUACCUAAUGGUGUGGUGGGCUCACCAGGUUGGAGAUACCAUUGGGAUUGCAGAGGAGAUUAUGGGCCUGACUAUAUUAGCUGCCGGGACCUCCAUCCCUGACCUCAUCACCAGUGUUAUUGUGGCACGCAAGGGGCUGGGUGACAUGGCUGUGUCCAGCUCCGUAGGCUCCAACAUCUUCGACAUUACUGUUGGCCUGCCGUUCCCCUGGCUCAUGUGGUCCUCGGUCAAUGGGCUGAAACCGGUGCAAGUCAGCUCCAACGGCCUCUUCUGUGCCAUUGUGCUUCUCUUCCUCAUGCUCCUCUUCGUCAUCAUCUCCAUCGCCGCCUGCAAGUGGCGCAUGAGCAAGCUGCUCGGCUUCAUCAUGUUCACGCUGUACCUCGUUUUCCUGGUGGUUAGCGUCAUGCUGGAGAACAAGAACAUUUCCUGUCCAGUGACCGUGUGAGGGCCUCCUUCCUCUCCCUCGUCACCACUACAACCAUCCUCACCUGAACUCUGUGAUCCUUUACCCCAGACUAAAAGAAGAAAGAGGAGGGCUGUACAAAAGGAUAAUCUAUAUAUAUGGACUCUCCCAGUAAACGGGUGCUGAUCUGGAGUGGAUAAACCAACAGAGGAACACGACUUUGGCUUGUCUGGUUUAGCGUUGGCCUGACAUGAGUGGUUUUUUAUUUAUUAUUUAUUAUUUAAUUGGCAGGUACAGGGGCUAAGGGGUUAUCAUCCAAAUAUAGAACCGUUAUGCAUGCCAUUAGUGUCACUAGUUGAGCUGGAAUCAAGAAUAUUCCUGGUAAGUUAAACAAUAAUAAUAAAUGCAGUGACUGUGCUGAAGCAUAUAUGAACUAGUUCAACAGACGAAGAGGAAACUGGAUGAGGAAAUAGCAAACGGUGUGCAUGAGGAUUUUGUCCUGAACACGCUGUGGGUUUGCACCCAAGCAACAGCAGAUGAAAGACUCUUGUUAAGUGGAUGAACUUCUUUGUUUUUUCUAGUUUUGUUUAGUUUCUUUGCAGAUUCAUCUGUGCUCAGUCUGAGUGAUGAGUUUCAGCUUCCCCUUUUCACUGCCCGAUGCCGUUUUCCACCCCUGAAUGUCUCCUCAGAGGACUCUUCUUUUAUAAAUUUUGGAUUUAUGAAUAUAUUGAAGUAGCAUUAGGUGUUCUGUAGCAGUAUUAGCUGGUGUAGAGUCCUCUUGACAAUCUGCUCCUCUUUUCAUCUUUUGCCACUGAGCACAUGUUCUGAUUGUACAGAACUUUUCACGCUUCACAAGCACCGACCGAUAAAGAUGAGGAAAAAAAAAAAAACCUAACUGAAGUUUAGCCUCUCAAAAUAUAUGCUAACCUUCAAUAUCUUUCACUGGUUGGUAAAAAGCAUGAGUACUUUAGGCCCAUUGAGGCUCCAUAAUGAAGUCAAUGUCAAAAUAAUAAUAUUUGAAACAAACCUAGCAGUGUUUAAGCGUCAUGGUUUAUUUAGAUUAGUCGAUAUGUAAUGCUUUGUUCACUGUAGAACUGGGCUCAGCUCUCAGGCUAGUCAAGGUCCUGUGGUAGUAGCUUCAAGGAGCCAACUGCAUGUAAAAACAAAAAAAUAGACACUUGGAGGUGAAUAAUACCAGUCAACAUUUAAGAAUAUGCUUUUUCAAACACAUUUCAGAACUUCUUCAUGCAAACCAGUGCUCAGUUUCUGUGUAGAAAAUGUCAACAUGUAUCCAACGUGUGUGAUUUUCUUUUCUAAUCAAAGGUGCUUUAGUGUGCAUGUGUGCAGUCUGCAUGUAAAGUCACCACACAAUGACCAUUCCUUAAAUUUAUCCACUAUACGACCAGUGUAUUUGCAGCUAAUUGCAAAAAAACAUACACACUAAUAUUAUGUUUUAUACUAGAAGUAGAAAUUAUAACCACAGUCUGUCUGUAAGCUACAUACACAGAUUUAACAGCAAUAUAAAGUGUGUCUCUUCACUGAGAACUGCACCCCCGCUCCUCCCUGACCGAAGACGUCCAAAACACCUGUAAAAGAAAGCAGGAGGUGGUUUCUCCUAAAACGGACCCGUUCCUGUUAGAGCUGGCCAGAAACACCCUGUUUACCUCAGCAGCGCCUCUGUACAGCAGCUUAGCAGAACUGUAAAAUAAUAGUAUAUAGAUUCUCUGAAUGUGUGAGGAGAAAUGCAUGCAAGGCGUCUGGGCUGCUUACCCACCGGCUGUACAGCUGAGCUUAGACCAACCAUAUAAAUUCACUUUUAUGCAUCCAUGCAGAGAGGAACACCAAGAACUCAUUGGUUUUACUUUGUAAAUAUACAGUAAAUGGUUCACACAUGUGCUUUAUUCACUUUUAUUUAUUUUCUGUAAUCGUAGAUGGAAACGGACACAAAUGCCCUUUAGUAUCAUUAUUACUGAGCAAACCUACAUUGUCUAAUUAGCAUGCAUUCAGCUGUAAACAUGCCUGUCCAGUUUGCUGUUCAGGGCUUUAAACACCAUUUUGCCUGUUUGGAUUCAACAAGUAGGACUUAGAGAUGCUGCCACCGUGAUACAGGCUGCAGAAGAACAGGAAAAUCAGCCAGUAAACCAGAGUUCAAUGUUAAACGACCGUAUAUUGUAGUAUGCUCUCAUGUUGUAUAUUUUUCCACCACCCAGAUUCAGAGUCCAUUUCAAGGCUUCUAUGAUGACUCAUGCACCUUGUGAAAUUCUCCUGUGCGUAUUCGCCAUUACACUCUUCCCUCGGAGCGCCCACACACCCUCGUUAACAUGAUUACACCUCAGCUCUGGUUUCACUCGCCCUUUUCUUUUAAAAGAAUAAUUUGACAUUUUGAGAAAUAGAUUUAUUCACUUUGUUGCAGAGUUUGGAGAGAAGACUCUCUCUCAUGGACUGUGUUAUAUCACUGUACUGCAGGGUGGGGUGCUAAGGUGAGCUAACCAUUUGCUGACAGUAGAUUCAUAUGUUUUAGUCUCAGCAAAAAAAAGUAAAUAAGUAUAUUUCCCAAAAUGUCUAACUACUGCUUCAACAGCUCAGUAAGGGCCAUAUAUACCCACUAAGGUAACAUGUGCAUACUGUACCUGUGCACUAAAACCCAUCAAAACAAAUGUUUCAUUUCUUGUCUCUGAAGUCCACAUGAUGUUUUUGUGUGAGCACAUGAAUGGUGAGAGAAAAAAGCAAAAAGAAAAUCAGCACGUGAGCUCGGCACUGAUCAGGACCUACCAGGGUAAGUGACCGUGACUGCUGACAACUAAUGAACAUUCUUGCACUGUAAAUAUUUUGAUUUCUUGGUGUUGAUGUAAGAUUUAUUUAAGGUGUACAUAUAUACAGAUACAAAUGAACCAUAUAAUCUAUAUGUGUAAAAGGAAUAUGUCUCUUUACAGUAUGUAAAAACAAUAUUAAAUAUAACAAAUAAAGAUAAUUCCAAUAUGCAACAGUGGGUUUGUUCAUUAAUGUUUAUGCACAUAGCUUGUUACAUUUUGGUAGUGCUUUAAUUUGAAUUAAAUUUCUAAUGCACUAUAGUGGAGUUUCUGACUAUAACUCAUGAUUUAUUCAUGUGUGUGAUAUUAUAUAGAUGCAGUUACUGUGUAUUAGUGUAUCAUUUUCACAGGUGAAAUCGUUUUUCAUAUAAAAUUCUCUUUGUCAUUAACAGUAGGAUACUACUUAGCCUGUGAAAACAGGCAGAGGGGAAGUGCACUAGGAAAAAUACCUUAAAACUUAAAAAAAAUUAAGAUGAUUUUGAUGCAUUUAAAUGCAUUAAAAAUCAGGCUA
Molecule: messenger RNA, 5773 nt
Organism: Monopterus albus (swamp eel)
Lineage: Eukaryota; Metazoa; Chordata; Actinopteri; Synbranchiformes; Synbranchidae
Product: sodium/potassium/calcium exchanger 2
Exons: 13
Coding region: 545-2494 (649 amino acids)
Biological process (GO): calcium ion transmembrane transport; intracellular calcium ion homeostasis; long-term synaptic depression
Cellular component (GO): plasma membrane
Molecular function (GO): calcium, potassium:sodium antiporter activity; calcium channel activity
Source: RefSeq, a predicted model, not a curated record